Messenger RNA from Cavia porcellus (domestic guinea pig), 9590 nucleotides. It is a transcript of the gene Lhx4, whose product is annotated as LIM homeobox 4. The record is from RefSeq and is a predicted model, not a curated record. Lineage: Eukaryota; Metazoa; Chordata; Mammalia; Rodentia; Caviidae. Gene Ontology annotation, cellular component: nucleus. The transcript has 6 exons. Bases 3987 to 5183 code for a protein of 398 amino acids. Gene Ontology annotation, biological process: neuron differentiation; regulation of transcription by RNA polymerase II. Gene Ontology annotation, molecular function: RNA polymerase II transcription regulatory region sequence-specific DNA binding; DNA-binding transcription factor activity, RNA polymerase II-specific; zinc ion binding.
AACAGGACGGCUCACAGCCUCAGCCGGUGCAGGCGGCGGGUCUCUGCUCGUGGCCCUGGCCAGAAGGGGCCGGCGGCUGGGCGCAGAGGCGGUCACAGGGCAGGGGCACCGGCCAGAGUGCGUUUAAAGGGCCUGGCUGUUGGCUGUCCGGGCGAAUGUGAGAGCCUCCUGAGACACGCUCCAGGCAGGCCCAGGAGUCCCGGAACCUGCAUCUCCAGCCCAUAGAGCUUCUGAGAACGCUGGGUGGAGUGCUGCUUGGGGAUGGGGUGGGUUGGAGGGCACGAACUGCCGGACCUGAGGGAGAGAGGGACCCCCCAAAACCAUUUUCUUCCCGGGGCGACAGAAGCUUGCUGGACCAAUAAUGCAACUUCACCGCAGCUGGCGGGAAGUUGGAGAGUGCAUCCCCCUCGCCUCUCUAGGUCUGGCGGCUCCGAAGCCCUGGCCCCACAGUCCAUCGCCGCCGCCAGCCGAGGGCCAGCCAGCCGCUACUGCCCUCGGCACUGGCCGCCUGCGCCCCCGGGACGGACUGUCCCUGUGAGGGAAUCCACUCGCCACAUUCCAGAGGAAUGUAGAGGCGAGAGAAGUGCCGGGAGGAAGUUGUGAACUCUGGGCUCAGUCUUAAAGCUAGCGAGGGCGGGCGAAAGAUCCGGGUGGCUCGGGUUUGGAGAGUAGAGACGGAGGCCUGGGUGCUGGCCCCAUCACUUUCUUCUGGCGCCUGAAGUUAGUACCGUGGGGGAGCUUGGAGCGAGUUUGCCCCAGAUCUCUGUGUGUGUAUCGGUGCACGCGCGCACAGAUCUUCGCGGAGGGAAUCGGUAUCGCACUCUUGAGCUGACGCUCUGUGCAGACUGAAACAGGUCCCGAGUGUGGCGCGCGCGCGCGCGCGUGGCGAACGCUGCGUAAAGUCUUACUCUGCCGGCUGUGAGUUCUGCAGUGCGCCCCUGGGCACGGCGAAAAGGUGAAGGGUUCCCUCGGGCUUUUUGUCAAGGGACUGUACUUCUGCCUGGGGUGUAAUUUCUUUAGGGGUGUAAUAGCUAAGUCUUCGGCGCUUAAAUAAGGAACAGCUCGUGGAAAGGUGAAUGGUGACGCACUGGGGCGCUGGAGCGCGUCCUCCUGUGCCGCGGCUCUCCGUGGCAGGGACACCUCCACGGCAGGCUGGCCGGCAAGUGCCUAGACUCCCAGGGAAGUUUUGGAAAAAGACAAAGGGGAUAGCUUGAUACAAGCCUGUUUAGAUUGUUUGUUGACUAUAUUCUUCGGCUAUUCUUUGUGUCAGCAGUUGGCAAACAGGGUCAAGUCUAGGCUCGGCCGUGGGUAACUUACUAAGAUGUUCUGAGGAGGCACGGGGGAGUCCGUGCGCUUGCGGCCCCUCACAGGGAAUAACCCAAAGGGUUAUUGCCCCUGCACAAACAGAAAUACAGACCAGCCAAAGAUGUACAGGACUUAAAGCUGAUUGUAGCUGUAUGAAAAGAGCGAGGGGACAUACGAGAAGGGUAAAGACAAUGUGUGUAUGACUCCUUCCUUGGCGUCCAGCAAACCUGUACACAGAUGGCUGCGGCUCCCAGGUGCCCUGUCAGGUGGGAUGGCGACGAAAUACAGCACCUUGGCUUUGUUCUGCCGGCCACUUUUUGGGAUGUGCUGCCCUCAGAUCGCCUUGACUUUUGUGUCUUUUACUCAAAGAUGACUUUGGUGUUUGAUGUGAGGAACUCACUUUCCUAAACCGUCCAGAACGCGCCUUCAGAGGUACAGCAGCUUGGUUAAUGUUCUGAGUCUGGACACAAACUGUGGAAAAGUGUGGAAAUGAGGUAAAGAAAGAACUCCUCCCCUCACAGUGGCCCAUCUAGGCAAUGUUGUACCAAGAGAGGUGGUCAAUCCUUCCUUUGUCUUGCUUACAUUCUGUAGACUUCAUUAGCGGGGCACCAACCAAAAUUGAGGGGCCUAAUAUCUGAGGAAUUUGGAAAUCUUCUGUGUGUAAAUUAUUCCUUCCCUGGGAGCAGAUCUGGCCAUAGACUGUUAGGAUGGUGCUGGGACUGGGGGACAGGUGGGUGUGGCCCCCUCAAACCCAUACACACAAACAUGUUCUUCCCUGGGACUCCAAGCCCAGUGGCUUAAGAACCUGGUGUAUCGAGGGUCACCCCAUUAGCCCUCAGGAAGGGAGAAGAGUAGUCCCAAGGCCCGAGGGUACUCAAAUUCUGGAUGAGGGAAGGUGAGAAAGGCUUUCUCCCCAGGGGUGCCUUCUACGCAGGUUUGGAUUGCACUCCCCACACCCACCAAUGCAGAUGAGUUCCAGUCUUUCCUCAUCCUGAGCCACCACAAAUCAGAAAUGGGGGCGCAGGUCUCAAGAUCCAUCAACUUCAGUCGCCUGGUGCCCUAGCCUCUAGGGGCAUUUUAGGAGUUUAUAUCCACUUUGUCUCAGGGGAGGUGGAAAUAUUCAGUGGAAUGUUAGUAGGUAAUGUAAUAAUUUUUCUUCCUUUGGCAUUUUCUGUCCACAACCCUGUCCUCUUCCUUGCUAAUCUGUUUUUGCCGCCUGCCCCUUUUGGCUCCUGGGUCGGCUCCUCUUCAGCGCUGCCAUCCCCCUAGUCCUUCUCCCUACAGAGAAGUCUUGCUGCCAGGUCUCCUGGCUUCCGCCGAACACCACAUUCCAGCUCCCCCAACGGCUAGAGGGAACAUCUACUCAGAGCAGAGAGCUGGGAAGGAACCGGGCGGGAAGUAACUGGUUGCCUUCCCAAGAGCAAUCCUGGUGCAGAAGUAGAGCCCCCUCCCCGCAGAUCUCGGUUGGCCAGCUGCCCCCCACCCUCCGGCCUGUGUCUCCCGCGGAACUCGGGACCUGCUCUUUGCCGGGUGACGCUCCGUUUCAAGCAACCUGCGGCGCCUGCGGGUUCACCUUCUCCGCGCGCCAACCUUGGGAAGGGUUUGACAUCUUGCUGUCGCUUUUUUUGGCGAGGGAGUGUGGAUGGGUUUGGAGAGGGACCUCAUCUUAACUGGCAGGUUCCGGCUUCUUGGCCAUGAUUUUGUGUCGAGAGUUUUCCACCCACCGCCCCUCUCCUUCCGGGCACAUCCAGGCCGUGUCCCGAUGGGCCCGCAGGUGCGCCAGGCCGGGUGCUCACAGCGCCCGCCCGGAGCCGGAGCCCCACCGAGCAGCCGGCAAAACUCUUGUGGAACUCAGCGGCCCCUUCACGCAUCUGGGUUCUGCCGGGCCCUGUGGUGGGCUGAGAAGACCCAGAAAAGUGCCAGAUUCAGACAGGAAGCUGGGGCGUCUUAAGUCCACCCUUUGCCCUCGGUUCUGACCCAUCUCCCACUCAGUCUUCCCGGUCCUCUGAUUGCUGGGGAGUGGAGGGGGACUGGGGUGACCCGCGCGGGAGGGACCCCAGUCGUUUCCCACGCGGCUGGGUAAAUGGGAAGCAGGUCCGGGGCGUUUCCAGGUCUAGAAGGACCGCUUCCAGCAGGCUCCUGCGGAUCCCGAAGAUUCGGCAAAAGCAAUUUUGUAUUUGGUAGAGUCUGGAUGAAGGACUUCUCCGGGACGCCCCGCUACACUCUCCUCCGUUUCGGGGCGCCCCGGGGUGUACAGAGCUAAAUUUCCCCGUGCAGGCCGGGUUCUGAAUCUAGUCCUGCACUGUUGUUUUUCUGCAGCGCUGGGGUUUUGCAACUUAGUUCCUCGGGCCGGCACUUUUCUCAAACUAGUUCUGAACACUUUCCUUUCCAUUGCUGCUUUGUCUUGUAGUGCGAGGGAAAACCCACCAAAACCUGUCUAGGAAGAUGUGGAGAGAGAGUCCAUGGGACUGCGAUGCAGAAUUUCAGACAGCAACCCGGGUGCCCCCGGCCUCCCUCCCUGCCUCGCCGAAGUAUCCUCAGGCGCAGGCCAGUUUUUUAAAGGCCAGGCUGGCCGUCUUCACCUGCCCGCGAUUUAAGCCUGGUGCGUUGGAGGUCAGAUUUCCUGACCGCCGGGAAUCUCCCGCCUCAGCUGAGAACUGUGGAGAAGGAAAAGUGGAGAAAUGGGGCGACCGGGACAGGGUUUAGCUUGGGACCGGAGUGGCCGAGAGCGCCAGGGUCCAGAUCGCCUUUCCAAGCCCCGGAUCAGAGAGGACAGAGAAGAGAUCCCCCAGUGCGCUGGUUGCAACCAGCAUAUCCUGGACAAGUUCAUCCUGAAGGUGCUGGACAGACACUGGCACAGCUCCUGCCUCAAGUGUGCAGACUGCCAGAUGCAGCUGGCCGACAGGUGCUUCUCCAGGGCAGGGAGCGUCUACUGCAAGGAGGACUUCUUCAAACGCUUUGGCACAAAAUGCACAGCCUGCCAGCAGGGCAUCCCUCCGACCCAGGUGGUCCGCAAGGCCCAGGACUUUGUCUACCACCUGCACUGCUUUGCCUGCAUCAUUUGCAACCGGCAGCUGGCCACAGGGGACGAGUUCUACCUCAUGGAGGACGGGCGGCUCGUGUGCAAGGAAGACUACGAGACGGCCAAGCAAAAUGAUGACUCGGAGGCAGGAGCAAAGCGGCCACGGACCACCAUCACAGCAAAGCAGCUGGAGACAUUAAAGAAUGCCUACAAGAACUCUCCGAAGCCCGCUCGGCAUGUGAGGGAGCAGCUGUCUUCUGAGACAGGCCUGGACAUGAGGGUUGUACAGGUUUGGUUUCAGAACAGAAGGGCCAAGGAGAAACGCCUGAAGAAGGACGCAGGGCGGCAUCGCUGGGGACAGUUCUAUAAGAGCGUCAAGAGGAGCCGGGGCGGCAGCAAGCAGGAGAAGGAGAGCUCUGCAGAGGACUGUGGGGUUAGUGACAGUGAGCUGAGCUUCCGAGAGGAUCAAAUUCUCUCAGAACUUGGCCACACCAAUAGGAUUUAUGGCAACGUGGGGGACGUUACAGGCGGACAGUUAAUGAAUGGGAGCUUCUCCAUGGACGGGACAGGACAAUCCUAUCAGGACUUGAGGGAUGGGAGCCCCUAUGGAAUCCCCCAGUCUCCGUCCUCUAUAUCGUCCCUGCCAUCCCACGCUCCUUUGCUGAAUGGGCUGGAUUACACAGUGGACAAUAAUUUGGGCAUCAUUGCGCAUGCAGGGCAGGGAGUAAACCAGACACUGAGAGCCAUGGCCGGGGGACCCACCUCUGACAUCUCCACAGGAAGCAGUGUAGGUUAUCCCGACUUUCCGACUAGCCCAGCCUCUUGGCUCGAUGAAAUGGAUCAUCCUCCUUUUUAAACUUCUCUCCUCCCCAUCCUACCUGUCCUGGCUUGAGAGAAUAUCUUCAAGGAUCAAAAGAGACUUGGCUCUUAAGGAUCAAAGGUGCAUCAAUGUGAAUUUCCAUUAUUUUCAAUGGAAGUCCUCUGCUGAUUUCUAGAAGGCCGUGAAGCCACAUUAGGGCAUUGCUUUUCUUGGAAGGUUGGGGGAGAGCAGCCUCAUCUCACACAUAGCACAGGGGUGGGCAGCCUAGAGCUCUAGGGAUGCUGACUUGUUGGCUCUUUCCCCUCCCGCCCUGCUUAGAGGCUUCGGCUGCUUAGUGCUUUGGUGACACAAUGCAACUGUGACAGGCCUCCUUGGCCCUGGGAUCUCUGCUCCAACUGCUGUGUCUCACACAAUGCUUCCCAAACCGCUGCUCUCACCAGAAUCAAGAUUCCUAAGGUAGAGGCAUCACAGCCCCUGAGUCUAAUAAAAUGAUUUCUGGACCACCCUGAUUACACCCUGAUUUUCAAAACUGAAGUCAGUUAUUAAAGGUUGAUGGCCACAAUUUGAUACUAUAAACAUUUUAUUGCUGUGAAAAUGACUUCUUUCUUGCUCAGAAGUACAAACCAGAGAAUAUUGAUCAGUUUUGGUUUUUAAUAAAUCCCAUCUCUAUCACUGAAUCCCUGAUGGCAAGAAGUGGUUUUCAAUGCAGGUGACUCUUGAGGCUGGAGCUGAGACCUUCACAGACUAGUCGAUGAGCCCCUUUGGUGCACAGUGUGCCUUUUGAAUUGACUUGUAUCAUUUAUUCCCCAGACAGGAUGUGGGCUACAAAAUGAUCAAAGCUAGGCCAUGGAGAGAGCAGAAUGACAAUCAGUGAAAACGUUUGUAGACACAUUGGAUUCGAAGCGUGCAGUCUGUUCAGCCUCACUGGCAGAUGCGUCUCCCGGAAAGCCUCAUCCUUUGGGGGGUAAAAUGAAAUUUAGAGAGUCUGCUUUGAGGGAGUUGGUUUGUGAGCUUUCAAGUCUGUUUCUCCUCCCUUUUAAAAGUGAAAGUGUCCUCUACUGCACAAAUUAACUCAGUUGGAGGACAAUCUUGGUUGCUUCCAGGAACCAGCAGUAUUUUUUGGCCGAGUUUGGUUGGGAGGAAUAAUUUAGGGAGCAGCCUUAAAAUUGUCAAAAGGGUUCUAAGUGGUGCUUGGGCUGCAUCUCUUGGGGUUGCUGGCUGGACUUGUGCCAUGACCUGAGCUCCAGGCUGCACUUUGAAGCCAGAGUUCUCUGGCCACUGGUAGUGCAGGGACUCACUCCCUCCAUGUCACUAAGCCUGCAAGGCAAGUUCAGUCUCUGCUUUAUGAGCUGCCACUCUGUGACAGGCUGCACUUCUGUGCUAUCAGGAUGCUCUCUUGAGAAUUCCAGAUCUCAGUUAUCCAGCUGGAAUUUAUUCCUGCCCCUUGGGAAAGCAUGGUUUGCUUCUUCUAGCCCUACACUCCGUUAAGAUCGGUGGGGUAGGAAAGGGCAAGAAGGCAUUGCCUUUCUUUCACGAUGAGACCAAAAGCCCUAGUGACCCUUCUGUGAAAUGUUGAUCAUAUUUUGAGGACUGCAGAGAUUUAGGUGUAAGGUAGGCAGACUAAAGGAAGAUACAAGACUGUUGUAUCAUUUGUAAGCUCUCUUCAAGACUAUACUGAGUUCCAUUAAGCUUCUUUAAAGGAUAGAGUCAGUAAGUUCCUGAAUCAGCCUUCAGGCUGCCUUUCCUCUGAUCAGUUUUGUGCUGUACUCUUGUUUUUGGAUGGGCUGCAACUUCCCUGAUCUUUGCUUGGGGAGUCUGCAAACACAGACUUUUUGAGGUUCCGUAUUUAUGGAUGAUGGUGUGUUAAGUCAAUCCAAAUCUGUGCUACUGAAAUUUCCCAACAAUGUGAAUGCCAUUUGGGGAUGGAGACACAAAUGCUAGACAACAAGCUGUGGAAAGGAAAGGAAAUUGCAACUAUCUGGGGACCAGCUUCUUAAACACACUAUUCUCAGCAGGCUGCUCAUACUACACAGGUGGAAACUUAUGCUGGACAAUCCAGUUGAAAAGCUGCACCAGCCAGGUGACUAUGUCACCUUGACUGUUUGGCUUAGUAUCACAUAGGCGCAGAAGCACCUCAGAUUUUUGGUGAUUGUAUUGAACUGCUGAAGGUCAAUUUAAGCUGACCAGUUUUUGUUUUUGUAAAUGAAUUCAUCAAUUCCUAAUUCAGUGAUGGAAGAAUGGGAAGCUGUCCUCAUUCAUGCUAAUAAAAACAGUCUUUUGAGGAACUCAGUGGACAACAUAGUGAAAUUAGCAGUAGUGUUUGGUUUCAUUUGGGCAGGUGACCUGGAAAAGAUCUUGAAAGACUACUGACCAGAAGGCCAGGAGAGCAUUAAUUUCCUUCCCUAGUCACCUCUCUAGAGAACAGCAAGCCCUGGUGCCCAGUCAGAAGCACAGCCAUGACAGGUCUUAGAUUUGCAGUGCUCUUUCUGCAAGUUGGGUUUGCAUGAUGGACAGGCUGGUGCCGACAAGCCCUGCACAUCAAGACUGUUUUCUGACCUUUCUGUGGUUUGGAGAUGGAGAGGAACAGGACAUUUCCUUUAGAUUCUCUUAGAGACACUCCUACUGCCUCGUAGCCUGUAUUAUUGGGGUAGCAGGUACUACCCAGUGUUGUCUUUCCCUUGCUAAAGGACAUGCAUAAUUUUAAAAAAAUGAAGUGAGACCUUUUAGAGCAUUAACAAUAUUUGGGUCUAUGUUUCCCUCGAGAGACUAGUUAACAACUACUCUCUGCAGUGCCUGCCUAAUAGGCUUGAGGAGGAAGCUUCUGAAUACUGGAGCAAAUCAACAUCCCCUCCACCUCCUGCCCUGAAUUCCAGGGGUAAAUCAGAUCAGCAAAUAUGAGAUAUGAGUGGCUAACUUGGUGAACUCUGCAUUUGCCCAAAAGUAAUAAAACCAUGGAGAAAAAUGUAACAAACAAGGGCUAACUGGCCCAAUGGUUAAAUCAAGUUGAGAAGUGGUUUUUGUUGCCCCUUCAAGGAUUUGCUGUGCAACCCUUGGCAAAUUCCUUUCACUUUUUGUGUUUUUCCUUUCUUGCCUCAUCUGUUAUGAACAAACAUAAGAUGAACAUCAACCACCAUAAUGGUAACAUUGGUCCUGCAAAUUAAUAUAGUGAAACAGCAGGGAAAUUAUGACCUAAGAAAAGCAUUUGGCAGAGUUCAUAAAGUUUUUAAAUGCUAUUUUAAAACAUCAAAUCUAGUGAUACAAUUGAAGGCUGUUAGAUCUUGUUAUGUUCAUUUUGCCAGGAAGUAUAAAAAAAUCUGUAGAAGCUGGCACACUAAUCCCAGCUACUCAGUAGGAUCUCAAGUUUGAGGCCAACCUGGGCCACUUAGCAAGACUCUAUCUCUACAAAAAGAGCUGGGAAUUUAGCUCGGUGGUACAGCGCUUGCCUACCAUGUACAAGCCCCUGGGUUUAAUCCUCAGUAUUGAAAACAAAAACAACAUAACUUCAGGAGGUGUUCGAGGCUUUGGAUUAGCAAUUGUGUUUCAAGACAGUCCACCAUGACACCUAAACCCCCACACAGCUCCUCCCACGUGCCACAACUGACACCUUGGUUAUAACCAUGGACAUAAUGACCACAUCUCCUCAGCCAGCAGAGUCUGGAAGGCCUGAGGAAGCUCAUUUUUAAACAUUGCACUUUAAAAAUUGGAAACCGUGAGAUGAAGAAAAAUUCAAUUAAGCGGAAAUGAGUUUUGUUUUAUUGCCUGCUGCUGACGGGCUCUGGGCAUGCUGAACGCUAAAUAAAAGCACAUCACUGGCUCUCUCUUUCUUGGAUUGGUCAACUGGCCCUUUCUGCAGUAGUUGCUAAUGGUGAUUGGAGCCAAAAAGAGAGAGAGCUCAGCAAAGUCAUCCCAUCCACACUCUGCUUGGUAGGACCACACUAAAAGCACAGUUUCAUGCUGCUCACUCUGGUGAGGAGACAGCUGCGGGUUUGGGAGGUGCACCAGGCAUUUCUUUGCUUAGAGGCAGGGCACAGGUGGAGAGGGCAAAGACACCCCCACUCUCACCUGUUGCCCACCUAGAGACAAGGACCACAUCAUACUUCCCCACAUGAGGACUGUGUUCAGCCUAAUGAGCAGAUUUAGGGCCACAGGACCCCAGAAGCUGCUCUGAAUUUGCAUUCAGAGCUCAAGGUCCCAGGUUCCCUCUGCUCUGGAUUGUUGCCCUCAUUCUUCCCAGUGUAAAUUUUGUACAGUAAAAAAUAAAUAAAAGGCCUGUGUCCUGGAAAAAAGAAAAAAAUUAACAGCAACAAAAAGGACCCACUCUUAUUUAUUGCUAUGUGACUGACUUUGGAGAGCAGAAGCUGGUGCGUUUGUAUAUGCCUCCCGUAUGUUGGCAUGAGAUGUGUACGGUAAACUGUGUAAAAUAAACAUGGAAAUUCUUUAGAA